CGGCGCUGAUUCGUUGGUUGGAUACGUGUUCCACUAGUGCGUGCGUGUAGGUGAUGUUGUGAACACACGGUGCCCGUGAAACGCGGAACACGGAGCCACUGCCGAUCGGCGGAACAACGAACCAGCACCGUUCGCGGCGAGUGCUUAAAACCGUCGCACAAACUCCACCGGUAACAACUCGGAUUCAGCAGCGACCACACGAUGGCUUCCCGGGGCGGACCGAUGGUCCUCGGCACGGACGGUGCCGACUUCGAGCACAGGCAACGCGUGGCCGCACACUACCAAAUCAGCGCACUGAACAAAGCCCGGUUAAAGUACUGCAUUUUCUUCCACUAUCUGCUGUUUUUCGUGAUGCUAGUCAAACUGUCGGCAGACAUCCUCGAUCGGCUGGACAUAUUUAUACUGGAAAUCGAAGAGCUGCAGAUACCGCAGCCCCUCUGGUGGGAGUACUUCUGGUGUCUCUCCGUGUUCCUGUCAUUCGUCGGGCUUGCCGCCGCCCGCGGUAAUCGUAUCAAUGAUAUGAAAAAGUACAUGGUUGGUAUCAGCACGAUUGCCUUCGUGCCGCUCCUGUACUGCAUCUUCUACUACAUGAACGACGUGCUGGAGUACAUUAGCUUGGAGCAAGGUACCGACCUCGACGAUACCGAUAUUCUCGUCUGGCAGGUAAUUGGCUAUCCGUACGGGCUGCUGUGGUACGGGUUCGUGCUCUUGGCCUUCCAGGUGCACUUUUUUUCGCUGUUCUUUGCCUGGAACCUGAUCAAAGCCUGGAGGGCACGUGGCGCACUGAGAAAAGCUCAAUAGAAUGGGAAUCGGCUCGGUGUCGCGAUCGUGCAUAACGUAGCCUCACCAACACGUAUCAAUGCAAUGCAACAAAACGAAGAGAGAGAGAGAGAGAGAGAGAGAGAGAGAGAGAGAGAGAGAGAGAACACAACGACCCUCACGUGUUCGAAGCGCCGGGCGGGCGGAACUCCACCCAACAAACAACUCCUUGCUCGACAAAGACAAUAUUCUUAGUGCGAAACGUGAGAGCAGCAGCUGCUCUAGGUUGUAGACUGUUUUGUUUUGUUUUUGUCAAAAGCAAUUUCUUUACUUGAGUACCAUGACUUGAGCCUUUCAUAAGAAGUGGUGUAACUCAAACUCGCUCGCAGAAAAUUAAAAACAAUCGACAACAACGCUUAAACUAUCAUCUGUUGCAGCGUCGCAAGGAGACGCAGAAUGUAAUGGCUCUGAAGAAGAUACUUUAUUAAUGGUCCAUUUUUGAAAUGACAACAACAAUGCGGUGUAUGAACCGGGCAGGAUAUUACAGGAAAAAGAAAACAGUCAAUCACCGCCAUAAUGGGUUAACGAACACGAACACAUCGACUGACAGAUUUGAAUUUUCAUGUUGGAGUUGUUUCUAGGUUGCAAACAUAACGAAACCAGAGCGGAAGCUUAAACACUGUUACGAUGACGAAGCAAUCGGAGUGCUGGAAAUACCGAAAUAAACCUACAAGGAACCGGUUCCGGAACAGGAUCCGAGGUACCGAUUCUUCCCCGCCACGAGAGUGACCCACCAUCAUUUAGAGCGCAGGCACGGUAGUCUAGUGGAGCCUAUAUGCUGCCACCGUUGUGUUCUGUUUUACGUGCUAUCCGUCAACCAUGUCGGUGCGCCCUACGAAAGAUGCAAAGAAAAACCAACCGCCGGGCGCCCGUCGUAGGAUUUGAAACUAUUUUUUUGCUCAAACAACAUUAUUAUUGAAACCUUUUGGCAUUACCUGUGUGGCACAACACAGAAAGGGAAGGAUCAGUGAUGUGACGAACGUAAAACUCUGUUAUGCAAACAUAUUUAUAGUGACACUGAAAAUGGCGAAAAAAUACUGAAAAUUAUUCUUAUGACGUUUGUAGGAAAACUGAACUGUUCUCAAGAAUGUAUAAAUAAAUGGU
Molecule: messenger RNA, 1923 nt
Organism: Anopheles bellator
Lineage: Eukaryota; Metazoa; Arthropoda; Insecta; Diptera; Culicidae
Gene: jagn
Product: protein jagunal
Exons: 4
Coding region: 202-801 (199 amino acids)
Biological process (GO): endoplasmic reticulum organization; vesicle-mediated transport
Cellular component (GO): endoplasmic reticulum membrane
Source: RefSeq, a predicted model, not a curated record